Molecule: messenger RNA, 1189 nt
Organism: Tyto alba (common barn owl)
Lineage: Eukaryota; Metazoa; Chordata; Aves; Strigiformes; Tytonidae
Gene: HPD
Product: 4-hydroxyphenylpyruvate dioxygenase
Exons: 15
Coding region: 8-1189 (393 amino acids)
Biological process (GO): L-tyrosine catabolic process
Cellular component (GO): endoplasmic reticulum membrane; Golgi membrane
Molecular function (GO): 4-hydroxyphenylpyruvate dioxygenase activity
Source: RefSeq, a predicted model, not a curated record
UCACAGCAUGACAACUUACACAGACAAGGGAGAAAAGCCCCUGCGAGGCCGCUUCAUCCAUUUCCACUCCAUCACCUUCUGGGUCGGCAAUGCCAAGCAGGCUGCAUCCUACUACUGCAACAAGAUGGGAUUUGAGGAGCUGGCGUACCGGGGGCUGGAGACAGGCAGCAGGGAGGUGGUCUCGCACGUCAUCAAGCAGGACAAGAUCGUGUUCGUUCUCUCGUCUGCUCUCAACCCAGGGAAUGAGGAGAUGGGGGAGCAUCUGGUGAAGCACGGUGAUGGGGUGAAGGACAUCGCCUUCGAAGUGGAGGACUGCGACUUCAUCGUGCAGAAAGCCAAGGAGCGCGGAGCCGUGGUGGUGAAAGAGCCCUGGGUGGAGGAGGACAAAUUUGGGAAGGUGAAGUUCGCGGUGAUCCAGACGUAUGGUGACACCACCCACACCUUGAUAGAAAAGCUCAACUACAAGGGCCUCUUCCUGCCCGGGUACCACCCACCCCUCUUCAAGGACCCCCUACUGCCAAAGCUGCCAAGUGCCAAGCUCAACUUUGUUGACCACGUCGUGGGGAACCAGCCUGACCUCCAGAUGGUCCCAGUGGCAGACUGGUACCAGAAGAACCUGCUCUUCCACCGCUUCUGGUCAGUGGAUGACAAGCAGCUGCACACUGAGUUCAGCGCCCUGCGCUCCAUCGUGGUCACCAACUAUGAAGAGACCAUUAAGAUGCCCAUCAACGAGCCGGCAUUCGGCAAGAAGAAAUCUCAGAUUCAGGAAUAUGUCGACUACUAUGGAGGGGCUGGAGUCCAGCACAUCGCACUGAACACCUCUGACAUCAUCUCGGCGAUCACCAACCUGAAGCAGCGGGGCAUGCAGUUCAUGGACGUGCCAUCCAGCUACUACCAGAUGCUGCGGGAGAGGCUGAAAACUGCUAAAAUCAAAGUGAAGGAGAACAUUGACAAGCUGGCGGAACUGAAAAUCCUGGUAGAUUUUGAUGAGAAAGGCUACUUGCUCCAGAUCUUCACCAAACCAGUUCAAGACAGACCCACGGUCUUUCUGGAGGUCAUCCAGCGGCAUAACCACCAGGGAUUUGGUGCCGGGAACUUCAAGUCUCUGUUUGAAGCAAUAGAAAUAGAUCAAGACGCAAGGGGAAACCUGACCAUCCUGGAGCCCAACGGGGAGACCAAACGCAUCUAG